Penicillium crustosum is the source of this 711-nucleotide messenger RNA. RefSeq lists its product as uncharacterized. Lineage: Eukaryota; Fungi; Ascomycota; Eurotiomycetes; Eurotiales; Aspergillaceae. The record is from RefSeq and is a predicted model, not a curated record. The transcript is spliced from 3 exons. The coding region runs from base 1 to 711 and encodes 236 amino acids.
AUGCCGCUCAGUGUCGUCGUUGAUCAAUCGGAUCGCUCUGAAUCCGGCAAUGAGGACUCAUCUAGUGUCCAUGUCCAUGCCCCUACAUCUUCCGAAUUAGAAAUUCAUGAGAACCAAGAUUAUGACGAGUGGGCGCGUUUACCAUAUCCGACUGCAUCAAAACUAUCUGAUUCAGCCUCCCGACUGAGAACUUCGCCCCGCAGUCAUCCACCCCACGGUUCACGCUCCCCUUCGGGCCGUCGCCCAACAUCGGGACGGAUGGCUCAAGAACAUCAGUCGUUCGCCCCUCGACGCCGAAGACAACAAUCACCAGAUUCCGCCGAUAGUGCCGACUCCGCCUACGAGUACCGUCACAUGUUUGGUCGAACUGAUCGGAGGGAUUCCCAACAAUAUAUGCCAUCCAUUUAUGGAUAUGCUCCCAAACAGCGCUCUGGUCCAUCUUACCCUCCUUACCCGCCUCCUCCACCUUUUGAGGAACCAUUCCCUUCACCCUUCAAGGAACCAUUCGACUUUGUACUAUGCCCCGGAGACCAAGCCAAAGAUGUCACCGUUCACCUUGACCUAGAUGCAGCCGUAGACAUCAACCCUGACCUAGAAUGUCUGUCUCGACUUAACAGGCUUGGACAUUUUAAGGAGGCGUCCCGCCUAUUCGAGGAACGACUGAGCAAGGAAGCUUUGGCCAUCUUCACGAUUUUCUCUCCACUCGGCUGA